Laetiporus sulphureus 93-53 is the source of this 2100-nucleotide messenger RNA. Its product is annotated as RNI-like protein. Gene Ontology annotation, biological process: SCF-dependent proteasomal ubiquitin-dependent protein catabolic process. The transcript is spliced from 8 exons. Lineage: Eukaryota; Fungi; Basidiomycota; Agaricomycetes; Polyporales; Laetiporaceae. Gene Ontology annotation, cellular component: SCF ubiquitin ligase complex. The record is from RefSeq and is a predicted model, not a curated record. The coding region runs from base 69 to 1829 and encodes 586 amino acids.
GCCACCUUGUCGUGCAAGACGACGUUCCGCAUCAAAGCACUUUCGUCCGCCAAAAGGCCUACCUUGAGAUGAGCCGCAGAAAUAAUGUCCGAGGACCUACGUCGGCCCUCACAGAGUUCCUCCGCGAAUCCGGUAUCACUCCGACAACCAUCGCACGCCGGGUGCGGACGAGGGAGGCGGCUGCACAGGAAGCUGUCUCAGGUCCUAGCAAUGCUGGGCAGGGUGCCACAGCUAACGUAGAGCAGGAUGAGACUGAGCAAGGGGAAGAGUACAAUUCUGACAACCUGGACGAAGACGAAAUGCCUUCGUCUAAGAAGCGCAAGGCGUCCAAAGCGGCCGAUUCCAAGGCGAAAGGGAAGGGCAAAUCCAAAGCGACGAAGAAAGGAGCAGACGACGAUGACGACUACCAGGACUCGGAUAAAGACCCGUAUACCGCGUUGUCGCGCAUGUGGAAGGGAGACCUGCCUAAACCGCCCGUUGGGAGCUUCGAAGAAUGUGCAAAGUGCGGCAAGCAGUUCACAGUUACUAAGUAUACGCUUGCCGCAAAUCCGCCACCUGGGUGGUUGUGCCACCCGUGCACGAAGGCGAGUGGGGCAGAUCCGUUCAAGAAGCCGGCUGUACCUCGGAAACGUAAAGUUCCUGCGGAUAAACGUGUCGUCGUGAGCUUUGAAGAGAGACGGUUUCCCAGCUUGGCUUCGAUGUGUAUCCAGCUCAUUAGUGACCAUAUCGAUGACGUUGAAGCGCUGGGGGAUAUCGGACGUCUCAACAUGGACGAGAUUGCAAAGGCUAUCUCUAGGAACAGGAGCCUUACGCCACAGAAUGCCACUCUGUUCUAUGAUGUCCAAAGCACAGAACUCGUUCUGUACGAUGUGACUAACCUCGUUCCUCCAGCGUUAUGCACACUUGCCUUUCUCAAUCCCAAUUUGACACAUCUGCGCCUCGAUCUCUGCGGCCGCAUGGAUGACUCGGUAAUUGAUGCAUGGUGCACAUCGUUACCGCAGCUGCGGCGCCUCGAACUCCUUGGGCCCUUCCUCGUGAAGGCCCCCGCCUGGCAGACCUUCUUCAAGGCACAUCCAGCACUCGAGAGCUUCCUCAUCACCCAGAGCCCGCGCUUUGAUCUCGAAUGCAUGCGGACACUGGCUGAAAAUUGCUCAGGACUGCGACAGCUCCGGCUCAAAGAGGUAGGCAAGUUGGACAACGCAUUCCUCGGGCAUAUGAAGGCUCUCGCGGCGUCCCUCACGUACUUGGACCUAUCGUACCCUGGCAACGCUCAAACACUGAGUGAAGCAGCGCUGAUCGAUCUGAUGUCCAUCAUUGCUGGUUCGCUCAAGCAUCUCGACCUAUCCGGGAAUGUCAACAUCGGCGAUGCAUUCCUCUUCAAAGGGCUGAAGCCUUAUACAAAGCAGCUCGCCUCCUUAGUGCUCGUAAAUACUCCCGAGCUGACCGAUGCCGGCGUCGCGGAGUUCUUCAACACUUGGUCAAACCCAGAGCUGCGCUUGGCCGACUUCUCGAGGGACCAGGAGCUCACUGGUGAUGCGCUCCUUGCUCUUCUGUCACAUUCUGGGGCGUCGUUGACCAAUCUGAAUGUGAAUGGUUGGAAGGCGGUGCCGCAGGCGGCACUACAACAGAUCGCUGCCCGCGCACCGGGCUUGAGAAGACUAGAUAUCGGGUUCUGCAGGGAGGUGGACAAUUGGGUCGUCAAAGAGCUAUUGCAGAAGUGUAAAGAGCUCGAGGAGGUGAAAGUGUGGGGAUGUCAGAGGUUGACGGAGGAGUGCCCGCGAAAGAGAAAUGUUAGUGUCAUCGGCGUCGAGGCUCACGCCUCGGUAUGAAGGGAUAUCAUUGUGUGCAAUGUUGCGAUGUGAUACGUUGAUCUCUUUUGCGAAGUGUCACGUUGUGUUACAUGACCAUCCAUUCUGCCUACCCCAAUGUGAUGCGCAUAUGCCUGCUUGUCUUCCCUUGCAUGCUUUUUCUGGUGUUUGUCGUUCCUAACCAUCUCGGCCACAUCACAUGGAACACAUGGCUGUGGUGUGUUUAUAUUUAUGGGUCCGUGUACGGAUCUCGGUUAAUCGUACCCUCGGCUGAUAUACAUCUCAAAUCCAC